AUGUUUUUCCUCCUUUACUUAUUUUUAUUUCUUUCCUAUUCUUAUUCCGAUAUUUGUAAUCGGAAAUUAUAUGAAACAAAAGUCGAUAAAAAGCCAGGCGAUAAAGGUUUUGUUAUCGAGAUUUCAAGUGCAACUAACACGACAAAUUUUCAACCGCAAGGCUAUAUACCGAGUGAAAGUUAUAUAAUAAAAUUACGCGGUUGGCGCACAAAAUUCACUGUGGAAACAUUUCGCGGAUUUGGGAUUUAUGCGCAAUAUGAAAAUGAUAAGCCGGCUGGAAAAUUCGAUCUGCAAGGAAGAAAAGGAGAAGCUCGUAUAGCACCAAAUUGUCAAAAAGCUGGCGUUUCCCAUUCAAACAUUCGGCCUAAGACUUCAGUACAUGUUUUAUGGCGCGCACCAGAUACCACAAAAGAUGGAUGUGUUAUCUUCCGUGCUUCGGUUAUCAUAGCCAAAACUCUCUGGUAUGCUGAUGAUGGAUCACUUACAAAAAAAUUUUGCCUUAAAGAGGACUUCCAACAAUCAAUGCCAGUGGGCGACUCAAGAAUAGAAUGCUGUGCUUGCGAUGAAGCCAGCUAUGAACUUGAAUUCAUAGGACUUUGGUCCAAGGACACUCAUCCUAAGGACUAUCCAACGCUGGAACAUUUAACACAUUUCACUGAUAUGCUUGGAGCUAGCCAUAGUGCAAAUUAUACAAUGUGGAAAUUUGGUGAGAUCUCCACUGAUGGUAUGAAAGAAAUCGCUGAAUGGGGAAAUACUUAUAAAGGAGAGCAAGAGAUGAAAGCUAAUGCUAAAGAAAUACGAACGCUGAUGAAAAUUAAAGGACUAUGGUAUCCAGAAGUACAAGGAAGAACUAAAAGCUCGUUUGUUGUUAACAAAUAUCACAAUCUCGUAUCGCUGGCCGCAAUGUUCGGUCCGUCGCCAGAUUGGUGUGUCGGUAUUUCAUCUAUAAAUCUUUGCAUGCCCGACUGCACAUGGGCUGCUGAAAGAAAUUUCGAACUAUUGCCAUUUGACGCUGGUACAGAUAGUGGCCCAACUUACAUGUCACCAAAUAAUCCAACUGAACCUCGUAUCCCAAUUCAUCCAAUAACAACGAAGUUAGAUAAGUUAUCGCCAUUUUACAACGAAGAGACUGAUGUGAUACCGCCUAUGGCUCGAUUAAUACUGAGAAGAAAAGCAGUUAUUAAAUCUGAAUGUAAAGGUAUUGAAGACUACCAAAAAGAAGCUUUUAAUGCGACUAAUACUAGCGAAGACGAGGAAUACAAAGACCGACGCGAAUGCUUGAUGACGAAUUGGGAACCGUGGUCACUAUGUUCAGCGACAUGUGGCAAGGGAAUUCGUAUGCGUUCCAGAGUUUAUGUAUUUCCUAUAAAAGCUCAAAUGUUCCAUUGUCAUCGACAAAUAAUUGAGAGACAAUUUUGUAACGCAAAAAUCAGCGAAUGCCAAGGUGUGAAUAAAAGCAAUCUCCAGUAUAACGUACAAGUACAAGUAACACUAACUGGAUGUUUUCCACCGUUAAUCCGGCAUUAUUUUUUUACUGCAGACUCCGAAGCCUUUAAUUCUGGAUGUGCAGUUAGUAGUUGGGGACAGUGGUCUGUUUGCAGCGUCACGUGUGGUAAUGGUGUUCGCUCAGCAACUCGAAUAUUCAAACAGCCUGAUGCUGAAAAAAGAUGUCCACAUGUUGAGUUGGAAAAGAAAGAUAUAUGCAUUGGUGAGAAUGGAAUCGAUUGUACGAUGACUCCAGACCCACUUUGUCGCACAACUUUAUGGAGUGAAUGGUCACCAUGUAGUGCAUCGUGCGACAGUGGUGUUCACGUUCGAACCAGACUUCUUUUCUACGCUGAACAUGAGCAACAUUGUUCGCAAGUCAAUUUACUUGAACAGCGAGAGUGCUCGUUGCAAAGUUGUAGGAGACUUUUUAGUGCUCAUUCUGAAGAAAUUUGCUUGGAAGAUAAACAAGAAGGCCAAUGUGGAGGAAUAUAUCCUCGUUUUUGGUACAACGCUACAUCUAAACGAUGUGAACGUUUCAUCUAUACAGGAUGCAAAGGCAACAGAAAUCAGUUUGAAACAGCCGAUGCAUGCAAACGAAUGUGUUUAGAAGGAUAUGAAAGUCCACACGGAGAAGUUGUACCUGGUCAUCAGCUUGUCAAUGAGUUUGGUGGAAAUGAGGUUGAUGAUGGUGGACAGCCGAUUGACUGUAUUAUAUCUGAAUGGACUCCAUGGGGAAAUUGCUCCGUGCCUUGCGGAACGGGUAAAAGAAAGCGUUCUAGACAAGUCGAAAUAUUCCCUAGAAAUGGAGGAAAAUCAUGUCCAAAACAUUUGGUUCAAGAAAUUCGCUGUGAUAUGCCCAACUGUGACUUGAGAAAAUGCUAUGUUGAAAAUUGGUCUGAAUGGUCAGAUUGCUCUGUCACUUGUUUUGAAGGGAAGCAAUUUCGUCGAAGGAUUAUACAUCGACCUAAAAAUCUGGAAGAGGCUGAGAAAGACAUCAAUUGUGCAGCGGCACAGUCUGAAACAAAAUCUUGCUAUCUUCCCUGCUAA
Messenger RNA from Dracunculus medinensis (Guinea worm), 2535 nucleotides. Lineage: Eukaryota; Metazoa; Nematoda; Chromadorea; Rhabditida; Dracunculidae. The record is from the annotation of a GenBank genome assembly.